CCGGGCCGGGCCCCGCCGCUUCGGGCGUGACGCAGGCGGUCGUGCGCGCGCGGCCCGUCUCGAGCGCGGCCGUUGGUGGCGGUUAAUGGUCAAGUGGAGCGGCCGCCGCGCCGCGGCCUGAGAGGCUGAGCGGGGAGAAAGCUCCUGGGACACCUUUCUCCGUGAAUAGUUUUGUGUACGACUGGUCUUGAAGAGCAUGUGAGACGAGUCGCUUCUGGAAACACUUCUGUGGGUUUUGUUGCCCAAAUAUCAGUGGUGCAGUCUUAGUAAUUCGGUAGAACUCCCUCACGGCGCUGUUCGCCCUCGGGAAGACACAAACUGGAAGCAGAGAUACUGCAGAUGAAUGAGAACUUCUUUCUACGAAACUGAGGUGAAGAGCUUCACCAUGGGUCAACAAAUGUCAAGCCACACACAAACUGUAAUUAACAAGUUGCCAGAAAAAGUAGCAAAGCAUGCCUCUUUGGUUCAAGAAAGUGGUUUCCUAACGUAUGAAGAGUUUCUGGGAAGAGUAGCUGAACUUAAUGAUGUUACUGAAAAAUUGGCUUCUGGACAAGACAAACAUCUCUUAUUUGAAGUGCAGCCUGGUUCCGAUUCUUCUGCUUUCUGGAAGGUGGUCGUUCGGAUAAUAUGUACUAAAAUAAAUAAAACAAGUGGCAUCGUGGAAGCUUCCAGAAUCUUGAACUUGUAUCAAUUCAUUCAACUCUAUAAAGACAUCACCAGUCAAGCAGCAGGAGCUCUUGCACAGAGUGGUACUUCUGAAGAAGCCGCUGAGAGUUUGAUGUCUGUGUCAUCUUGUCAGGCCAGCUUGUGGAUGGGAAGGGUUAAACAGUUGACAGAUGAAGAGGAGUGUUGCAUCUGCAUGGAUGGGCGUGCUGAUUUAAUCUUGCCGUGUGCUCACAGUUUCUGCCAGAAAUGCAUUGAUAAAUGGAGCGAUCGCCACGGAAGCUGUCCUGUCUGCCGUCGGCAAGUGGCUGGGGCAAGCGAUUCUUGGGUGGUCUCAGAUGCUCCUACAGAAGAUGAUGUUGCUACUUAUAUACUUAACAUGGUAGAUGAGGUGGGCCAGCCUCUCAGACCCUGACACUGGCCAGCACGCUGGUAGCAGCAGAACCACUUGAAGCUUUUGUUUUCACAAACAUCUGUUUUUCCUCUCGCUGCUACUCUUCCACAGUCUGUUUGUCACUGCUCUUGGCUGCGGUGAAUCUACGCAGCUCCUUAAAAAUACAGCGUAUAUGGGCCAGUGUGUGUGCCUGCAGUCUUCAGUUAUUAAUCCGUGCUUUCGGUUAACUCUGAUCAUUAACAAAGUUUAUUUUAACAACUUUCCAUAUUAAUUAUGACUACUAGAUGAAGCAAUUUAUAACAGCACAACUACAGCUGCUAACUGCUGUUGGAAUGUCACAGUGUACUGCUACAGAAGAUGAACCGUGUCAUGUGGCUUGACCUCCCAGUUCUCAUCCUUAAAAAGCAGUCCCUUUUAGUUUCAUGACAAAUGUGAAUAAAAAUGAUGGGUUAGCACUAGUUAUUAAUUUGAAAUUUUACUGCUGAAACCUGAAGAUGUCCCUCUGCCUAUUCUUCAGUACCUACCUACUGCUGCUUUUAGUAUUGACGGAUACUGAUUUCAAUCAGAUCUGUUAGGAGUUUUAGUGUAAAGUAUUUAAAAACAGUUUUGGAGAGUGUAGGCAGCUCUUCUGCCCUUCCCUUUAUUCUUCUGACAAGUUUGUCUCUUAGGAUAUUUUUUAAGAUAUGGUAUUUAGGAUAGUCUUAUUAGCUUGGAAACAUUACACAGUUUCAAACAAUCCUAAAAAAGUAUGUAUCAGUUUCUUUAUAGUUUUUUGAUCAAGAAGAGACAAAAUUAUCUGUAAUCAUGAGGCAUAUCAAAAGAGAAUAACUUUAUUUGGCUUAGCAGGUGUGUAGUUUAGUCUGAUGCUGUGGUUUUAUCUGCUCUCAUUUCUUGAAGUGAUGAAAUCAGAGUUAGAAGGUAGUAUACUUAGUAUGCUAAGAGUUAUAAGGUGAUAAUCUAAGUUAAAGGGUGCUGUGCUUUCUAUCUACAAGUGCAAUAUGCUUUUAUGUAGCAGAAACUUUAAUAAUGUUGCUUGUGGCGAGCUGUGCAUAUGAUAGCUUGGGAAAAGGAAUAUCACAAAUGGAGUGCAACAGUGUAUUUCUGUGUCUAGCAGAGUAAAAUCUUAAAGGUCUGAGUUUAGACAGUCUAAAAUAGUAUUCAAGAAACCCAGAACUUAAGAACUUAAACCCCUUUUGCAUAAAUAGUGUUAUGGAAAUCAACUAUUGUUGUAGAGAAUUUCAUUAAUGGUUCUAACUUGAGGCUAUUGAGUGAGAAAUAUUCAAGUGUAGCAUUUGAGAGACUAUCAGUAUAAAUCUUGCUUACUCUAACACUAUAUUUUUUAUUACCUUACUUGUUAAAAUUCAGUGAUCCCAUAAGGCUAAAUAAGGCCUUUUUUCACAGACAGGUUCUAACUAAAAGCCAUGUGCACAUGUAGCUAUGCACACAGUUAUGUGCAUUUGGGGUUUUUUUCUUAAUUGACUACAAAAUAAUUAUGUUGAGGAAGAGAUCUUGAGAAUUUCUCUAUUAUACUUCUGUAUGUUAAGGAAGUUGCAUAGCAUAUGGCACUUUUUGGAGUUUGGCUUAUGUCACAGUCAAAUUUAUCAUAGGCCUGAAGACAGAUAAGCAACAUAGUCUUCGUGUGUGUAUUGUCUAAAAGCCAGUAUGGCUUAGUGUGUAAAUCUGUAUUUAGCUAUUGAAAAAUCCAUUUAUGGAUGUAUAUAGCUUAGAAACAAUAUUUUCCCUUUGUUAAUCCUUUGAUAUCCAAUGAGAUAUUCUUCAGAAAGUGUGUGAACUGUUUGGUUGCAUAAAGGCAAUUAUUAUUUGGGUUGAAAAUCGCUAAUGGUCCAGGAUUUUCCACUAAAAUAUUUGCAAAUAAUCAUACAUGUUUGGUUUCUUUAGGCUUUUUGAUCUUGCAUUAGUCCAUGUUCAGAAUUUUAAAGUAAUCUUUGAAUUUUUUAAACUUUUUCUAUCACUGGAACAAAAAGAGCAUCUAAAUUAAAGCUUCAAGCUGACCUUAUUUUUCAGGUAUUUCAGGAAUUUUACUUCUGAACUGAGAUUUUCUAAGUUUUCUUUCUGCUGAGAACUUACAUGGACUUCUUAAAGUGUAAUUUUGUAAUGAUGCAAACAGGUUGUUAAUUGCAGCGUAAUGACACUUGCAAUUACAAUAUAAACUAAUGCAGAAAUCAUUUAAAUAGUGAAAGACUAAACUUUGUAUUCUGUACAGCUUUUUAAAAUUAAGUUGCUGUAGUGUAGGUAAUGUGUGCCUUGUAAAAUAUACGUACUGUAUGUUAAAUGGGAUAAUAGAUACGUUAACACUGAAAAACUAGGAAUUUGGAACUGGUUGGUAUUACCUAGUCUGAAGCACUACAUUUAACUAUUUUGAAAACAGAAAAGGAAUCACAUUGGCAGGGACCUUGAAAAUGUGAAUCACCGUGAGUAGUUGUUCGUGGAGGGCAUUAGAAGAAAUUAAACUUCUUGCGUUAAGUGAAGAUUUCUUACAGGUUUAAUGUGAAAUUGUAAUUUAAACAUUAUAGAUUGUAUUAAUAGCUAAGGACAUUCCAGUAUGUUAAACUUUGUGUAUGACUUGUGCAAUAAAGUUACUUUGGAAGAAA
This is a messenger RNA of Colius striatus (speckled mousebird), 3669 nucleotides long. RefSeq names its product ring finger protein 141 (gene RNF141). Lineage: Eukaryota; Metazoa; Chordata; Aves; Coliiformes; Coliidae. The coding region runs from base 344 to 1078 and encodes 244 amino acids. Gene Ontology annotation, biological process: protein autoubiquitination. The transcript is spliced from 6 exons. The record is from RefSeq and is a predicted model, not a curated record. Gene Ontology annotation, molecular function: ubiquitin-protein transferase activity.